Molecule: messenger RNA, 411 nt
Organism: Anisakis simplex (herring worm)
Lineage: Eukaryota; Metazoa; Nematoda; Chromadorea; Rhabditida; Anisakidae
Source: the annotation of a GenBank genome assembly
AUGGCUAACUUCAGAACCGUUACCUUUGAUCGUUAUUAUACGAGCGUGAUGGCAGCGUUUCAAUCAACAGCUGGUUCGUUAUCACCACUGCCUUACUGCAGUUCUAUAAGACCGCUGUCCAUCGAGGAAAUGUUAUCAGAAAUGAAUUUCACAGUUAACGAAUCUGAGAUACGGCCUUUAACGCCACCUAGAUCACCAGUCGAAAGCCUCUCUGAUUCCAGUGAUUCAAUUUGUUGCAGCAAGAGCGACUUUGUUCAAGAAAUUAGUAAAGCGCUGAAUAAACUUUACGAAGAUUCUGUGCAAAAUAAUCGAGCACAGUACAAGAAGGCAAUGGAUCAUUUGGAUGAUUUAUUAAGCAGGUAUAAGAGGCGAGAUCGGCGUGAACGACGAUCAUCAAUUGGAACUUUGUAA